AGCCGUUUGGACCAAAAGACGAUUCUUAGGGAGUACUGCAAGUUGCUUUGGAAAGAUAUUGACUCAAGUCGUGCCCUUUCCACUAGCGAUCCAUCUCUGCAGGAUGGGUUGGGUGCUCCUUACAUUGUAAUGGCUACUUCAAGGGUGGUUUUGCGUUGCAACUCGCAUUGUAAUGGCUGCUUCAAGGGUGAUCUUGUGAUUGUUUGCUGCGUUCAUUGCAUGGUGUUUUGCAACUGGUGGAGUGCUCCAGAUCGCACCUGAUUCUCAUCAUUCGCGUUGUGGGUGUCAACAAAAAGAGGCAGAGCAGAAGUUGAGUGGCAAGACUGCCCGGCCCAGGGAUUUUUAGCUGGGUCUCGGGUGAAGCGCAGAAGGAGGCCAUCGAAAUCAACCAGGCAUCAUGUGGCGCAUCUUGGCAACCUUGUUGUUCACCGCGGUGGCGGAGUUCACCCCGGACCAGUUGGAUAAGAUGGCGGAUUCUGUCCAAUCUUCCGCAGAGUCGUUGCAGGACAAGGUGGAGUCUUGGAAGAAUGCCAUCCUGCCCCUGUCCUCCUAUAUCCCGACGUUUGGCAGCCAAAUGAUGGCGGCUGCCGAUGAGGAGCAAAAGGCUGCAAUUCAGAAGCAGUUUAAGGCCAACAUGACAAAGAUGUGCAAGGACGUGCUCUCUUUGAGUGAGGUCGAGGCUCAAGUGUCCAAAGCCUCCGCUGACGCCAGGGAGACAGUCACCAAGGUCGAGGCUCAAAUGGUGAUGGCCCAGCCGAAUGACCCCGCCUACCAGCACUACUUGGACCAAGUCCAAAAAUCCAUCACCAGCCUGGAUGCUACAGCCACCUCCGCUGCGAUGUACACUUCAAUGAAACCAACUUGCCAAGCCCAGGCCCAUGUGGCAGCAGCCACCAGGUUGUUUCUCGAGAAGCCAGAAGUUGCCGGCUCCAAAUUUCAUCUUCCCUCAGCUUUGCUGGGAGCCCUUGGUGCUACCGUCAUUGGAUCUGCUUUGGUCCUCUUCCGCACCAAAGCCUCCAGUCGCUCCCAGGUGGCGUUGAUGGAGGAGGGCAACUUGGAGUGAUCGCCGAGCUCGUGGCAGCUGCUCAUAGCUGCUCCUGAUGGACAAACGUUUCGUCAGAGAGUUGCAGAUUGGUUGAACCGAGCCACGCUCCAGGUUCAGUGACUGAUAUCCUUUCAACUCAUUCGCCUGCAACUUCCGUCAUUUCCAGUGGUUCA
Messenger RNA from Durusdinium trenchii, 1218 nucleotides. The record is from the annotation of a GenBank genome assembly. NCBI's taxonomy places the organism in Eukaryota, Dinophyceae, Suessiales, Symbiodiniaceae.